Messenger RNA from Rhizophagus irregularis DAOM 181602=DAOM 197198, 4394 nucleotides. RefSeq lists its product as uncharacterized. The record is from RefSeq and is a predicted model, not a curated record. Gene Ontology annotation, molecular function: ATP binding; protein tyrosine kinase activity; protein binding. Gene Ontology annotation, cellular component: cytoplasm. NCBI's taxonomy places the organism in Eukaryota, Fungi, Glomeromycota, Glomeromycetes, Glomerales, Glomeraceae. Gene Ontology annotation, biological process: cell surface receptor signaling pathway; protein phosphorylation.
CAAUAAAUAUGGAAUUAAUUCAAAAACUUGGAAAGUGGAAAUACAAUGACGAAUAUCAGGCACAUGUCACAGUUUCUUUUACUGAAUUAGACGAUAUUGUUGAACAAAUAGUUCACAUAGAAGAUUUAGAAGAAAGAGAAGUUUAUGGGAUAUGUAUUGAAUGUAAUAAGCCUGGCACAGGAAAGGAAUGGUGUCAACCUUGUAACGCUAGAAGGGUUAAGAAAAAUUUUAAAAAUUGGACCAGUGAAAAAAAUAAUAUUGAUGAACUAAUACAGAAUUCACAAAUUAAUGCCAUACAUUCUACAAAAUGCCUUGAAUGGAUACUCUAUGAAAAUUUUCAAACCAUUGUUAAUAUUAAUAAAGAAAAUUCUAGCAAAAUUUAUUUGACUGAUUGGCCUAAAAAAAAAAUUUUUUAUUCAUGGAGUACUGAAAAUAAAGAAUGGAGACGAUAUUCAAAUAAUGGCGUAACAUUAUAUGAAAAAUAUGAUCAUCUAUUUACAAGAAAAGUUUUGGCUUGCGACAAAUUAUUUAUCGAUGACCUUAGAUCAGCCACUUCAACGCAAACUGAAUUAUUUAAAUCUCUCUUAACUUGGGCGUACAGCUUAGUUAAAUAUAAUAAGGAAAACCCGUUUGCAAAUCCACUUUCUCUAGAUUUUUUUCAUAGGAUAAGGCUUACAUUAAAUGAGGAAGAUUUGAAUUUUUAUGACAAAUUCAUUUGGAUGAUGAAUUUGUAUAAAAAUAAUAUAAUUGACGAUAAUUCUUAUAAUGAUCUAAUUCCUGUUUCUGAAUUGAGGUUUAGUAAAUCAUCAUCAAUAAAUGAAAAACAACUUGGAGCUUCCAACUUUAAAGUGAAAUUAAGUUUUGAAAAUUGGGCAGGAUAUGCUAAUUUAAUAAGAUGGAUUAAUAAAAAUCAUCUUUUCCAAGGUCUAACAAUUGAUAAGCAUUUUAAAUUAAAACUUGGCAAAAAAAUGGCUACUAUUAAUUUCGCAAAAAUUCCUAAUGGAGAUUCAAGUAAUAAGUUUUGUAUGAAAAUGAUGAAACCAACAACAAAGAUAGAAGAAUUUUUAACAUCUAAUAAUAUUUUUUCAAUUAAAGAUAUAAGUUCUUUUCUUUUUAUUAAAGAAACUGAGCAAUACAGAAUUAGUACGUCUUACGUUUUACCUUCAGAAGAAUUCAAACAAGCUAUAGAAAAAGCACUUGAAAGUAUGAAGCCACUUAUAUGUUUACAAAAUGUAUUUGACGAAUAUGGGCAUGUUUUUCCAUUAAAUGUUGUUUUGGGAAAACCACUUAAAUAUAUUUCGCCAAACUCCUCCAUGUCUUAUAUCCAAGAGAUUGAUUUAAAACCAACACCAUUUGAAGCUUUAAAUUUGCAUUCAGAUAAUUUGAGUAUUUUGCACCUUCUAACAACAAAGGGAAGCAUUAUCGGAAAAAGUGAUCUAUCUCAAAACAUGGAUGAUAGUUUAGAAACUAUUGAAUUUGAUGAUGUAAUUUCUUCAUUUGAUGUUCUUGAAGUAGAACAAAAGAGAAAAAUAGAUGUUAUUUUAAAUAGACAAAAUGAUCUUAAAAUUAUAAUGACAGGAAUUGAAGAAUUGAAAGACUUACCAGAUGUUAACAACACUGAGCAUUAUAAGCGAAUAAACAUAAAACCAUCAUUAGAAAAUGUAAACUAUAAAGUCUUUGGAUCAGUUAUUUCGAAAAAUAAUUUAAGAUUAAAAGAUGUUUUAAUUUCAUUUGAAUUAUAUGACUUUAAUGGAUUUACUGCAAUGAUCAAAACUUUAAAUAGCACAAAUAUUGAUAUUAGAGAAUGUUAUAUUUUGUGGAUGAUUAUUGGAAAUCCUUCAAAAUUGUCAGUUUUUAGCCCAAGAAAUCGAGAAUUACUAGUUUAUUGCAUUAAAGAACAUAUUACAUUACAGCGUAAUAAUUCUUGCUAUCCAAUAAAAACUCCUUGCCAAUUAUCCGAAGGAUAUACAAUUUCCGUUAAUGUUUACUGCUCAACAACAAAUUAUGAACCUGUGAUUAACGUAAUUGGGUGGUCACAAUAUUAUAUCUAUUUUCAAAUAAUUGAAUCAAAUUAUAACAGUUCAAAUUUUGAAAAUUCAAAUUCAAAUGAUUCAAAUAUAAUUUCUGAAAGUCAUGAUCAACCCAAUGGUGACACCAACUUUUUAGUUAAUAUUGAAAUAAGUAUCUGUAUUUUAUCUUCUCGUUAUGAAAAUUUGAAUAUUGAUAAUAGAGAGUUGAAGAAAUAUUCUUUAAAUUUAAUUGGACACAUUUUAACUAAGAAUACAAAAGCUAUUCCAUCUACAAAAUUUGUUCCUUUAAUUUCUGAAAUUGAAAAUAAUUUUAACGAAAUUGUCAAAUUAACACAAGCUGCUGAACAUAAUAAACGAACUUGUGAAAUAUUAAAAGAACGAAGUCAAUCUGUGAACUUAGUCGUACUAGAUCUAAGAAGUAAAGAAGAAUUUUUUAAUAAUAAAAAUUAUUUUUAUACGAAUAAUUUAAUUAAUAUUAUAACACAAAUCAAAAAAUUUAUUUCGGAUAUUUCUCAAAUGAAAUCCCUGAUAAAAUAUAUUAAAGCGAAAAAUAUUGAGAAAAUUUUUAAAGAAUUAUGUGAAGAAUUUGAUAGUUGUAUUAAUUCACUGCCCUUUUCUAUUGACGUUAAUAUUGAUGAUGAACUCGGGCAAUUAAAAGCAGAUCAAGUUGAUUUAUUUAAAUAUCUACAAGAAAUGGCGGCUGGUAUUGCGACUGGCGUAAAAGAUAUUGGAAUUACGACUAAUGUAAAAGAUAUUGGAGAUGAGAUUAAAGCCGGCCUCGAAAACUUAAGUAAUCAGUUUUCCACUACAGUUGUAAAAGUAAAUGCAAUGAAUAAAACAAUGGAAAAAUUUAUGAACAGUACUUCUCACAACCAAACAAAGAUUGACUAUAUCUUUCAGUUACAUUCACUAAAAUUGUCUGAUUAUAAACAAGAUGAUAAUGAAAAAUCACGUAAAGAUGGACGUGUAACUAAAUGGAUUAGUGUUAAAAAUGGAGGUGAUGAAUUUGCGUUUAAAAGAAUUCUUAAGAACGAGAACUUGAAGGUUAUACGAAAUCAAGUUACAAUUCUUAAGGAACUUCAUGAAUGGGAAAAUAUUAUAAAAUUUUAUGGACUUGUUCCCGAUGAAAACACAUGGUAUUUGGUGACUGAAUGGGCUGAACAUGGAAAUUUACGUGAAUUUUAUACAAACCAUAAAGACCGAUUCGACCUUAGAUUAAAAUUACGUGUGUCUCUUGAUAUUGCUCGUGGAUUAAAUUUUCUAAGAACUGUAGAGAUUAUGCAUCGUGAUAUUAGAGCUAAGAAUGUAUUAAUUACAAUCAAUGAGACAGCAAAACUUACAAAUAUUAGAUCAAGCCGUAACCACCUAUUAGUAAAUAAAAUACUAGGGAUAGAAGACCCAGUUUUAGAACGAGCUCGUUAUCGUGCACCUGAAUCGAUUCCAGGUUACAAGUAUGAUCAAAAUUGUGAUGUUUAUAGUUUUGGAAUCUUACUUUGGGAAAUUGCUGAAGAGAGAAUUCCAUAUAAAGAUACUGAUAAUAUUUUGGAAAUAUAUGAUAAGGUAUAUAAUAAAAUGUAUAGAGAACCAUUUUCUGAAAAUAGCAAAAUGCCAGAAGAAUUCAAACAAUUACAAUUUGAAGCCGUUCAUCAAGACCCAGAUUUUAGGCCAAAAAUUACAAAAAUGUUUGAAGUUCUUAGAAAUUGUGUCAAGAGAUAUUCACUUUCACAAGAUCCAUCAAGUUCUAAUAGUUCAAGCCCCACCACUCUGAAGUUUCCUCCAAAACGAGCAUUCAGAAUUGAUCAAGAUGCAUAUGCACUUCCUAUUAAUUCACCGGAUUUUGAAUCAUUUAAAUACAUGACACUUGCUGAUGCAGCAAAACAACAUAAGAUGUAUAAAAAAAAUGGUAAACCUGUUGGAGAUGUAAAAACCGCAUAUAAAUGUUUUGAAGAAUAUGCAAAUAAUCCAAAUACAACAAAACGUAAUCGAAUCACAGCAAAAUAUUAUAAAGCAGUUUACAUUUUAAAAGGAUUGGUUGAGGGUCCUCCAAAUAAAGAUAAAAUUGUUGCUGAGAUAUUUAAGGAAGUUGCUGAUGAUGAAGCAAAUGAACAUCCUGAAGCAAAAGCUUGGUAUGGAUAUUGUUUGUUUAAUGGCAAAGGUGUUGAAAAGAAUGAAUCAGAAGCUCUUAAAUAUUUUGAACAAGCUGCUGAAGAUGACAUUAAAGUAGCAAUGUAUAAUGUUGGAAAGAUGUAUUAUAAUGGUUAUGAAUGUACAAAAGAUAUAGAAAAAGCUAAAAAUUAUAUAGAGUUAGCUGCUUAUAAUUGUUACGAACCUGCUAUCACGCUUCGUAAUGAAUAUAACCUUUAA